AUGAGAAAUUUCAAAACCAUGGGUUUCCGGUUGCCUGGUAUUCUACAUGUUAAGAAAAAUCUUCUUCAGCAGUCUUUACCAACUUCAAACCAAGUACAUUCAAAGGCCUUAGAUGUCCCUAAAGGCGCUUUUGCAGUCUAUGUUGGGAGAGCCAGCAGAAGAGGUUUGUCAUUCCAGUGUGUAGUACUUGAACCACCCUUCUUUCCAAGAUUUGUUAAGUCAUCCGAAGAAGAAUUUUGGCUACGAUUCAUCCCAUGGUGGUAUCCCGAUCCCCUGCCACGAAAACACCUUUCUUGA
Messenger RNA from Prunus armeniaca (apricot), 297 nucleotides. Lineage: Eukaryota; Viridiplantae; Streptophyta; Magnoliopsida; Rosales; Rosaceae. The record is from the annotation of a GenBank genome assembly.